UCUAAAGCAACACAUACCAACACAAUUGAUCUGUAUAACCAUGAAAACCACAAAAGCAUCAGUGUUUCUUCUUUUCAUCAUCUUCUCAGUCACACCAUCAUCCUUUUUGUUUGGUGUGGCCAACGCUACAAAUGAACCUGUGCUCGACACUGAUGGCAACGAAGUCCAAACAGGCACCGAAUACUACGUUGUGUCGGCGAUAUGGGGUGCUGGUGGUGGUGGGCUUGCCCUAGGCAGGCCAAGCGGAAACCCAUGCCCGGAAGUCGUUGCUCAAAGACGAUCUGGUGACAACGGUAUACCGGUGAUAUUUUCUAGUUCGGACUCCGACGAUGGAGUUGUUCGCCUAUCCUCUGACAUAAACAUAGAGUUUGUUCCGCUCAGACCCAGACUUUGCCGAACAACAACGGUGUGGAAGGUCGAUGAUUACGACCAUUCAGCCGGAAAAUGGUGGGUGAUAACCGAUGGGAUUAAAGGGAACCGGGGUGCCGACACUUUGACCAGUUGGUUUAGAAUAGAGAAGGGGGGUGUUCUUGGUUACAAAUUUAAGUACUGCCCCGCAGUAUGUGGAACAUGCCCAGCUUUAUGCAACGAAAUUGGGAGAGACUCAGAUGGAGAUAUGGUACGCUUGGCUCUCUCCACUGACAAUGGAUGGCCAUUUAUCUUUAAGAAAAAAGAAAGUUCACUUCGGGGGAUUCAACAAGUUAUUAGGACUUGAUUGAAAGCAAUCAUUAUGCAUGACUAUGGAAUAUGAGUUUCAAGUGUAAAAAUUUCUGAGAGAGCUUAAACUUGUUUGAAGCAGCAGCAUGUAUAUGCUUACUUACAGGGUUUGUCUCUCAGAGUUCUGCUUUGUACUCUUUUCAGCUUAAUGAAUAAACUCUUUACUUAUUUA
Gossypium raimondii (Peruvian cotton) is the source of this 889-nucleotide messenger RNA. RefSeq names its product 21 kDa seed protein-like. Lineage: Eukaryota; Viridiplantae; Streptophyta; Magnoliopsida; Malvales; Malvaceae. Gene Ontology annotation, molecular function: endopeptidase inhibitor activity. The transcript has a single exon. The record is from RefSeq and is a predicted model, not a curated record. The coding region runs from base 41 to 715 and encodes 224 amino acids.